Messenger RNA from Galleria mellonella (greater wax moth), 1258 nucleotides. Its product is annotated as visual system homeobox 1-like. NCBI's taxonomy places the organism in Eukaryota, Metazoa, Arthropoda, Insecta, Lepidoptera, Pyralidae. The coding region runs from base 461 to 1135 and encodes 224 amino acids. The record is from RefSeq and is a predicted model, not a curated record. Gene Ontology annotation, molecular function: DNA-binding transcription factor activity, RNA polymerase II-specific; RNA polymerase II transcription regulatory region sequence-specific DNA binding. Gene Ontology annotation, biological process: regulation of transcription by RNA polymerase II. The transcript has 3 exons.
UGUGCGCCCCACACACGCUCCGCGCCGAGCGAGUCUCGGAUCGCGCCCCGACGACUCACUAAAACGAUUUACUCUCAAUCGCAUCACGUAUGUCAUAUUAUCCUUUAAUUACUAAACUACAUUAAUCACUGCUACGCGUUAACUUUAUUUUUACUGUUAUUAUACAAGUUCGGAACAAACACUGAUAAUUUAUAACCGAAAGUGAAUAAAUAAUAUAUAAAUGCAUUAUUAAAACGCUCUCAAAUUCAUCAUAAGUGGUUAAAAAGUGCGUACAUUAUAGUCGAAACCUUAGAUUCAUAUAAAAUAGUGCAUCAAGGUGAUUUAAAAUACGUUGUUGAAAUAAUGAUUAGUAGGGACAGCAGACUAUAAUGUGGUGUGUGGGUGCGUGUUGUAUGAGGUGGUCUGUGUCGCGGUGAGUGUGAGCAGGGUGGCGACGCAGCCGGAGUCGCGGGCUGGGGGUAUGGGGGGCGGGGGCGGCGGGUGGCCAAGAGAAGCGCCCGCGCUGCUGAGCACGGCGCUGCUGCUAGGCGGCUCGCUGCCAGAGCGGCCACCGGCCCCGCUCUUCACCAUCGACAGCAUCCUGGCACCACGGCCGCAGCCCCCAAUACCUCCACUGCAAUUACACCAUUUAGCACAUUCAACAUUUCACCGAGCACACGAUCUAUUCGGUGUCGGCAACGUGGGGAGUGCGGUGUCAGGGGCCGGGGGCUACGCAGGCCUGUAUGGAGGCUACGCGGCCGCCGCCUUGGCCGGUUUGGCGGGCCCGCCGCCCAAACGCAAGCGGCGCCACCGCACCAUAUUUACUGAAGAGCAGUUGGAACAGCUUGAGAGCACUUUUGACAAGACACACUACCCUGAUGUGGUGCUACGGGAACAGUUAGCGCUACGAGUCGACCUCAAGGAAGAAAGAGUUGAGGUAUGGUUUAAAAAUCGUCGUGCAAAGUGGCGGAAACAAAAACGUGAGGAACAAGAGCGACUACGGAAGCUGCAAGAGGAGAGAGCGUGCGGGCGCGCACCCUUGCUGGCGCGGGCGACGCUGUCUCCGGCGCACUCGCCUCCCACGCACUCUGCGCCCGCGCCGCCCACGCCUCGCCCAUAUACUGACGACUCAGACUCCGAUCUUGAGGUUGCUUGAAGUAUUCACCUCAAUUGUGACAGAGAAAUAGGAAACAAUACAUUGCUUAGCAGUCGAACCAAAAUGGAACGAAUCUAUCAUAAAAUAGCGGAAAUGAUUUUAAUAUUUGAUUUUUUAGGUAUU